This is a messenger RNA of Alternaria conjuncta, 708 nucleotides long. RefSeq lists its product as uncharacterized. The transcript has 2 exons. NCBI's taxonomy places the organism in Eukaryota, Fungi, Ascomycota, Dothideomycetes, Pleosporales, Pleosporaceae. The record is from RefSeq and is a predicted model, not a curated record. Bases 1 to 708 code for a protein of 235 amino acids.
AUGGCGAGAGGCGCAAAACGUGCGCGAGCGGAUUCCGAAUCGUCUCAGUUUCAGCCGCAGCUUCCUACCAAGCGACAGAGGGAACCGGAAGUCAUGGCAGCGCAGGUAAAUGAGGAGGCUGACGACACUACUGCGGCCGACGACGUGCGAUACAUGAGAACGCAGCCAAAGGCCCAAGCACCCACCGAAAGCUCUCGAGCCAAGUCCUUCCCCAGUCAGACAUCCACAGUCAUUGACUUGACGCUGAGCGACGAACUUGACGAUGUGUUCCCCUCAUAUUUAUCGAGGUUGAAAGCUCCUCAGGAUCAGGCUGACAACAUUACUGUGCCAGACGAUGUACAGUACAUUGCAGAUGUUCUUGCUGGGCGCGAAAAAGCGAGACUGGAGAUGGAGAAGAAGAGUAUGGAGUCGGCCAUGAAUGUCAUGAACGCUCAACGCUCACAUACGUCCAUAAUGUUCACCCCUCAAGAGGCAAUAGCCUUUCUCUGGCAACCCCAGCUAGCGAUCACCUACGAUCUUCCGACUGGCGACUAUGUACCUUAUCCCGUUCAUAGGUCAUACCACCUGGGCGGUAUGGGUCGGUACGCAGAUACUCGUGCUGCUAUGCAUACAAGUCUGCCCUAUCGUCCUUCCGGCGCUGGUGGACGCGGCCCUCGUGCGAAUGACCGUAGGUCAGACCGAACGGAGGCUCACGGUCGCUUCGCUUGA